Linum tenue is the source of this 2129-nucleotide messenger RNA. NCBI's taxonomy places the organism in Eukaryota, Viridiplantae, Streptophyta, Magnoliopsida, Malpighiales, Linaceae. The record is from the annotation of a GenBank genome assembly.
CAAAAACCCUCAUUAAUAAAAGUCAGGGCAGAGACCACUGUCGUCCCAAAUCUUUAAUUUUUCCUGCUUCCUUAGAAUCACCUCUCCAGCGCAGUGGGGUGGGGGGAGGAAAACUCGAAGAAGCGGAGAAGCCCAAGAAACUGUGAGAAGAAUAUAGAAGAGAAAACGAAAAGAAUAGAGUCAGGGAAAGGAAAAUUUUCAGUCCCUUUUCCCGGAAAAUUCUUUCUUUCUUUCUUUUGAUUGAAACUUUAAUUUCUCUCCGUUUAAUCGUCGCGAUUAUUGGAGGGAGGAAGAAGAGUGGUGUCUGUCGUGGGUGUCCUGGUACUGAAAAGGAAACUAGGAAGAAUCUAGCGCCCAGCGAGCGAGCGAUCGAUCACGAGCUUUGUGAGUUGCUCCUUUUCCCCUGGCGGAGUAAACGUCGAGGGAUUUCCCUCACUUUGUCUUCGUUCGGUAACCGCGGGCGGCGAGAAGCGGGGCGAUUUGUUCUUUCCCUAUUGCGUUUUUCCCGAUUGCCCGACUUUCGGGUAUCUCUUUCGGCUCAGAUUGGGGACCUUCAAGUAACUUAUAGCUUCUUGGCUUGCUACUCUGUCACAAACAUUUAUUGUGAAUAUAGAAGCAAAAUACUGUGUAUAUAAUGGGAAUCUUCAGCAGGAGUGUUCUAAAUAAAAAACCAAACGACAGCACGAGGCUUAUUAUAACGACAUUCUUUGGAGUAGUUUUUGGAUUUUUGAUUGGAGUAUCUUUCCCUUCAUUAUCUGUCUCAAAGCUAAAUUUUGCGUCUGGCCUUCUUCCUACAAUUGACUUAUCAUACAUGGGUGAGAAAAAGUUGGGAAUUUCUAGGCAUUCAGUUACUAAUAGUUCAAGCAACAGUACCACUAGCAGCUCCGCGAAAUUGAAUGAUACUUCAAAGAUCUGGAUCCCUUCAAACCCUCGAGGUGCAGAGAGGUUGCCACCUGGAAUCAUUGUAGCUGAAUCUGACUUAAACUUGAGAAGACUGUGGGGCAAACCCAGCGAGGAUUUAACCAAUAUACCUAAGUACCUUGUGACCUUCACAGUUGGUUACAAUCAGAGACACAAUAUUGAUGCAUGUGUCAAGAAGUUCUCAGGGAACUUUACAAUCCUGUUGUUUCACUAUGAUGGUAGAGUCUCCGAGUGGGACCAGUUUGGGUGGUCGAGGCAGGCUAUUCACGUGAGUGCUCGAAAGCAGACAAAGUGGUGGUAUGCAAAGCGGUUUUUGCAUCCAGAUAUUGUGGCUUCAUAUGACUACAUUUUCAUAUGGGAUGAGGAUUUGGGAGUUGAACAUUUCAACGCAGAAGAAUACAUAAAGCUAGUUAAGAAACAUGGGUUGGAGCUCUCGCAGCCUGGAUUGGAGCCUAAUAAUGGUCUGACCUGGCAGAUGACAAAGAGGAGAGGUGAUCAAGAAGUUCACAAGACGACGACUGAGAAACCUGGAUGGUGCACAGACCCUCAUGUGCCACCCUGUGCAGCUUUCGUUGAGAUCAUGGCUCCAGUGUUCUCUCGAGAUGCAUGGCGUUGUGUGUGGUACAUGAUUCAGAAUGACUUGGUCCACGGAUGGGGUCUUGACUUUGCCAUGAGGAAAUGUAUAGAGCCUGCCCAUGAGAAAAUUGGAGUUGUUGAUUCUCAAUGGAUUGUUCAUCAACGCGUCCCUUCACUUGGAAACCAGGGUGAGGUGAAAGACGGAAAGCCAUCAUGGAAAGGGGUGAGUGAGAGAUGCAGGAAGGAAUGGACCAUGUUUCAGAACCGAGUAGCAAGUGCAGAGAACGAGUACUUUAAGAAACUGGCAACCGUCGGAUCGAAUUCCACUGCACAUUGAUGAUAGGAUGAACAUGGAGAAGAGGAGGAAGGGCAAGUUGGGAUAGUAUAGGAACACUCUUAGCAUAUGUACACUACCUUUCUUUUACAGCAGAUUAGUAGGGGAGGCUACACACAUAUAUAUCUUAGAAUCUAUUUACUCUGUAAGUUGUAACCAUCCUAUUCUUAUCUGAGAAAUCAUAUUUCUAUAGUUAAAUCUCAUGAACCACCCAUCAUCAAUGCAAGAAUCAUUCAAGUUUGAUGUUCAGUGAGAGACGAAGUCGGCCAGAAACAUGGGAAGUGGCCCCUUAGGCAAC